ACACACACACACUCACUGUACGCUCGCACUGUACACACACCCGCACUGUACACUCGCGCACACAAGCUGCACAGGCAAGCGCGAGCCGGGAGAGGGGGGAAGAAGGGGGGGAAAGGCCCCCCCACUACCCCGGGCUGUGGGGCGGCACAAAGAGAGGAGCAGCAGCUUCCUCGCUCGCUCGCUCCCCCUCCUCUCCUGUUGGUCCACCUUUGUCAGCGCGGCGGCUCUGCCUGCUUCCCCCGCCCGCGCCAGGGUCGGCGCUGGGCGCCGCCGCGGAGGACAUGCCUUUCGCCUGCUAGGGUAGCCGGGGAGGAAGCUCCCGGGAUCCGGUCAGGCAGGCGCGCGAGCCGGGAGGCAGCGCACGGAGCGCGCGGACCGCCGCCGCCGCCGCCGCCGCUCGUGCUCCGCGGGCGCCCCGCGACCAGCUCGGCUCGCGCCUCCCGCUCCGGCUCCCGCUCCUGCCCCCUCCCCCAGGAACCCUUUGGAUUUCCCCCUUCCCCCCGCCCACCUCGCCCGGGAGUGGGGGGCGGGGGGGCGGGGGCCGCCGUGACACGGACGGUCCUCGGGGCUCCCUCCGUCCCUCCCUCCUCCUCCCCCGGGAGGUGGCGGUGAGGAGGAGGAGGAGGAGGAGGACCGGGAGGACCAGCUAUGGAUCUGACCAGCAGCUCCGGCGGGGCGGGCGAUCCCCGCCAGAUCGAGGAGACCAAGCCGCUGCUGGGCGGCGAGAUGUCCUCGGUGGAGGGCGGUAAGCUGGGAGCCGUGCCCUGCCGGAGGGCCUUGCUGCUCUGCAACGGGAUGAGGUACAAACUGCUCCAGGAAGGGGACAUUCAGGUGUGUGUCAUUCGGCACCCCAGGACAUUCCUCAGCAAGAUCCUCACCUCCAAAUUUCUGAGGCGUUGGGAGCCUCACCACUUGACCCUGGCGGAUAACAGCCUGGCAUCGGCAACGCCCACUGGGUACAUGGAAAACUCUGUUUCCUACAGUGCUAUUGAAGAUGUUCAGCUGCUGUCCUGGGAGAAUGCCCCUAAGUACUGUUUACAGCUCACAAUUCCUGGGGGCACAGUCUUACUGCAGGCUGCAAACAGCUAUCUGAGAGACCAGUGGUUUCACUCUUUGCAGUGGAAGAAAAAAAUUUACAAAUACAAGAAAGUCCUGAGCAAUCCAAGUCGCUGGGAAGUCGUCUUGAAGGAGAUCCGGACUCUGGUAGACAUGGCCCUGACAUCUCCACUGCAGGAUGACUCUAUCCACCAGGCUCCACUGGAGAUAGUCUCCAAACUGCUCUCUGAGAAUACUAACUUGACCACUCAAGAGCAUGAAAACAUUAUUGUGGCAAUUGCUCCUUUGCUGGAAAACAAUCACCCCCCGCCUGACCUCUGUGAAUUUUUCUGCAAGCACUGCAGAGAACGCCCUCGAUCCAUGGUGGUCAUAGAAGUGUUCACACCGGUGGUUCAGAGAAUCCUCAAACACAACAUGGAUUUUGGGAAGUGCCCCCGGCUGAGGCUCUUUACUCAGGAGUAUAUUCUUGCCUUGAAUGAGCUGAAUGCCGGCAUGGAGGUGGUGAAGAAGUUUAUUCACAGCAUGCAUGGCCCCACAGGGCAGUGCCCCCACCCCCGGGUCCUGCCCAACCUGGUCGCAGUCUGCCUUGCUGCCAUCUACUCCUGCUACGAAGAGUUCAUCAACAGCCGAGACAACUCUCCCAGCCUGAAGGAAAUCCGCAACGGCUGCCAGCAGCCAUGUGACCGGAAGCCCAACUUACCGCUGCGCCUUCUCCACACCGGCCCCGACCUCGUCUGCCAGGAGGCCACGCUGUCCGAGUCCCGCCUCAAGUCGGUCAUCGUCACUUCCAACGAGAUCCACGUGGAGGUGGAGCGCAACAACACUGCCAACCAGAAGAUGACGGCCAGCGCCGGCAACGACAGCGAGCCCAACCUCAUCGACUGCCUCAUGGUCAGCCCCACCUGCAGCACCAUGAGCAUCGAGCUCAGCGCCCAGGCCGACCGCAUCCUGGGCUGCUAUGUGGAGAUCCUCAAGAUUCUGUCAGACUACGAUGACUGGAGACCAGCUCUGGCCAGCUUGCUUCAACCUAUUCCAUUCCCCAAAGAAGCUCUUGCGCAUGAGAAGUUUACCAAGGAACUGAAGUAUGUGAUUCAGAGAUUUGCUGAAGACCCACGCCAAGAGGUCCACUCCUGUUUGCUGAGUGUGCGGACUGGCAAAGAUGGCUGGUUUCAGCUCUACAGUCCCGGAGGCGUGGCUUGUGACGACGAUGGAGAACUUUUUGCUAGCAUGGUGCAUAUACUCAUGGGAUCCUGUUAUAAGACGAAAAAGUUCCUGCUUUCCCUGGCCGAGAACAAGCUAGGACCAUGCAUGCUCCUGGCCCUGAGGGGCAAUCAGACCAUGGUGGAGAUUCUCUGUCUGAUGCUAGAAUACAAUAUCAUAGACAACAAUGACACCCAAUUGCAGAUCAUCUCCACCCUCGAAAGUACUGAUGUGGGGAAGAAAAUGUAUGAGCAGCUCUGCGACAGGCAGAGGGAGCUGAAGGAGCUGCAAAGAAAAGGGGGGCCCACCAGGUUAACUCUGCCUUCCAAGUCCACAGAUGCAGACCUGGCUCGCUUGUUGAGCUCUGGCUCCUUUGGAAACCUGGAGAACCUCAGCUUGGCCUUCACCAAUGUGACGAGUGCCUGUGCCGAGCACCUCAUCAAACUGCCUUCUCUCAAGCAGCUAAACCUGUGGUCCACUCAGUUUGGAGAUGCUGGUCUGCGGCUCCUUUCGGAACACCUCACAAUGUUGCAAGUCCUGAACCUGUGUGAGACACCUGUCACCGAUGCCGGCCUGCUGGCCCUAAGCUCAAUGAAGAGCCUCUGCAGCUUAAACAUGAAUAGUACCAAACUCUCAGCAGACACCUAUGAAGACCUGAAGGCCAAGCUGCCCAAUCUGAAAGAGGUCGACGUCCGCUACACUGAAGCCUGGUGAAUUCUCUCUCGCUCUCUUUUAAGUUGUGACAAGAAGGAAAAAUUUGAAAACAAAACAACUUUUGACUAAUAGCUGUAGAACAGCCAAUUGUGGGGUCUUGGAUCUCACCAACCUGGCUGUGAGAUAGAUGGGGGAGACUUUCAUGGGGCAGGGGGCAGGGAGGGGGGGAGGGGGGGCGGGGCUUUUAAGCAUGCCCGGCCCCUGCCUCAAUCUUUUAGAUUCAUAAUUUUAAAAAUCAAACUAACCUGAAAAAGACUUUGUAGCAACAAGAGGAUUAUAAAUGGGGGUGGGUGGGGGGAGGGGGAGGGGAGAGAGGGGAGGGGAAAUGGGAGAAACCCCUUGUGGAUUUCUUUUGCUUUGGUGUUGAUGCUGUGUGGGAAAAUCAAAUUCAGAAUCCCCCAUCACUCAUAAUUCCAAUUGGCCUUCCUGGGGGUCCCCUUGAGGGACUCUCCAAACAAAUAAGCCAUUCAUUACCCAGAGAAAAAGUCCAGAUCAUAUCAUCAUACCUCUCCUUGUGUCCUUGCAAUUGUUAUGCAAAGUAAUUUUGUUGUACAUAAGAUUUAAAUAAUGCACCUAUUUAAGAAAUGGUUCACAAACUACAGGUCUGGGACCUGUCUUUUAUUUAUAACUUGUUGAUUCUUUUACCCCUUGGCGUAUAGUACUGUAUAAACUAGUCUGCUGUCUUGUUAUUAUUAUUUUUUUAAAGGAAAAACCCUCCUUGAAUAAUUGCCUUUUCGUAAUGGAUCCUGUAUGCUAACGCUCUCUUGUCAGCCCGUCCGUCCAUUCGUCCGUCCGUCUGCUGCCGUGUUUAUGAUUUCAGAAUGUCUCAAACAUCCUCACUGACUGAAGCCUGAAGACAUUGGGAGCAGGGAGGGAGGGAGGGAGAGGAGACCACCCCCCCCCCCCCCCCCCCCCCCCCCCCCCCCCCCCCCGAAGUCUCGUUCCUGAAAGAUCAGCCGUCUUUCCUUGCUCCUUUGUCAGGCUGGGGAUGUGCUAACCAUUUCCCCACCCCACCCCUUUCCGGGUAGGAUAGCCCCCUGCCAAGAGAGAGCUAGUUUCUGAUUUGCCUCUACCGUUCUCUGUUCUCGUCCAAGAUUUCAAGACUCCUAAGUCCUGCCCCACUCUGUCGCUCAGCGUCCUCACUCACGCAUGCCCGCUUUUCUGCAUGGUCUCUUGGGAGAAGAGCAGCCCUUACCACUGACCUGUAGCCAUCCCUCUCUGUAAAUGUGACCACUAGUCCCCAGAGCUCCUGGCCUCCCCACAGUCGCUAAGAAGGAAGAGCCUUUCCUGGGUGGAUAAGCAGUUGGCUUUUCUCCUUUUGAGCCAUGACUACAGAACAGCCCUUAGGGGAGGGGGUGCUGCUUGGGGGUCCCCUCUUCUGUCUGUUUAGAACGAACACUCUCCCCUUCAGCAGCUAUAAGAUUUCCAUGUAGCCGAGGUAAUGUUUUUAUCUAUCUGAUUCAUCUGACUCAACGGGAGCUGUGCUUUUUGUCAUUUUAUACUUUGCUAGGUAGAUUUUAUUACCCUGUGCGGUGCCCUCAUUUUUUUACAAAGAGAAAUUGGGUUACGUCUUAAUUCCUUUUGUGUGCCAGGUUCUUUGUGUUUUCCUUUGCCCCUCAAGUCCCACCCUGCACAAUUGGCAUCAGGUGCAGGAAGAAGAGGAUGACAAGAAGAGACAGUUGGCCACCUUUCUCCUUUGCACUGUUGCUUUACCCGAUGGUUUCCUACUUAACUCCUGUUCUGUAGCUGUGUACAAAGAGAUGUGAAAUACUUUCAGGCAAAAUAAACUGUAAGUGACUCGC
Sarcophilus harrisii (Tasmanian devil) is the source of this 4772-nucleotide messenger RNA. RefSeq names its product c-Maf inducing protein (gene CMIP). NCBI's taxonomy places the organism in Eukaryota, Metazoa, Chordata, Mammalia, Dasyuromorphia, Dasyuridae. The record is from RefSeq and is a predicted model, not a curated record. The coding region runs from base 649 to 2970 and encodes 773 amino acids. Gene Ontology annotation, cellular component: nucleoplasm; cytosol. The transcript has 21 exons.